AUGUCGGCCUCCCGCCGCCCGCCGCGGGGCCUUGCGCACGCGCUCGGCGCCAGCCGCGGCCGGGCCGGCGCCUGCGCGGGGCACGCUGUGGGCUGUUCGCUGGCGCUCGCCGGCGGCUGGCUGCAGCUGCAGCAGUCGCGCUGCGACGCGGAGGAGCCCCUCGGGGCCACUGCGCUGACCCGUGUUGGCGCGCCCCCGUCUCGGAAGCCGAUCCCCGGGGAGCCCAGGAAUGUGCACCGCCAGUGCAGGAUAUCUUUGAGCAGGCGGUUGGCAGCCCACUCGGAGAAUCGCUGGCACCAGUCCGCCGAGGUCGGCAAGCUUCUCCGAACUCCCGGCGGCGUGAGGUGGAUCCAGAUCAGGCCCGGGAGCGGCGGCGCGGUGGCCGCCAAGGGCCGAGUGGUCGGCGUCCACUUCGAGUGCUACUCCCUGCACGGAGCGCUCCUGGAGUCGACCUGGUCCCACCACCGGCCCCUGGGCUGCCUGAACUUCCGCUUCCGGCUCGGGGAGGGGCACCUGCACGGCAUCGCCCCCGCAGUGGAGGAGGCCCUCGAGGGCAUGCCCGUGGGCUCGAGGCGGGAGCUCAUCGCUCCCCCGCACAUGCUCUGGGAGCACGCGCACGGAGGGCAGCACGGCCAGUUCGUCACCAAGGUCGGGCUGGUCUCCCGGCACGACGAGCCGCGCAUCUUCAUGGUGGACCUCUACUACGUCGGGCCAGAGGCCCCGCUGGCGGCCGCGGAGGCGGCGGAGCACGAGGGCUGA
Messenger RNA from Prorocentrum cordatum, 759 nucleotides. NCBI's taxonomy places the organism in Eukaryota, Dinophyceae, Prorocentrales, Prorocentraceae. The record is from the annotation of a GenBank genome assembly.